AUUUAGGGGAGACAGAUACCAGCACGCAACCCCGUGAACUAGGCCGUAUAGGGUUCCCUCCCAUAUUCCCACUCUUUCGCAAUUCCCAUGUCCCUCGACAAAUUUCCUCGCUCUUUUUCUUUUUCUUUCUAAUAAAAUUCACAAGCAAAUCACUCUGUUCUUCUUGUUUGUUUCUCUCGAUCACCCUCUCACCUCAAAACUGACCUAGAAUCCCCAAGAGAUAUGCCCCUCUUCAUCUCCGAGGAGGAGCUGUCGCAGCUCUCGAACGAUGUCGCGACGGUAGCGGAGAGGGCGGACGCCUACAUAAGGGAGAUUUACGGAGAGCUGGAGACGGCGAAGGCGAAGGCUGAUACCGCCGCCAUCACUGCUGAGCAAACCUGUUCUCUUCUGGAGCAGAAGUUCCUCUCCAUCUCCGGAGAGUUGUCGGACCUUCAGUCCCAGAACGCACAGCUUCAAUCCUGUCUGGAUGAAAGACUCGCCGACCUCGCCCAGUCACAGGCUCAGAAGCACCAGCUCCACCUCCAAUCCAUUGGAAAAGACGGGGAGAUUGAGAGGUUGACAAUUGAGGUGUCCGAGCUACAUAAGUCAAGGAGGCAGUUGUUGGAGAUGAUUGAGCAGAAAGAUUCGGAGAUUGCUGACAAGAACGCUGUUAUUAAGACCUAUCUUGAUAAGAUUGUUAACUUGACGGACAAUGCUGCCCACAAGGAGGCUCGAAUAAGUGAAACUGAGGCUGAGUUGGUACGAGCACAGGCUACUUGCACUCGCCUUUCACAGGGGAAAGAGCUUAUUGAGAGGCACAAUGUGUGGCUUAAUGAGGAGUUGACAGCCAAAGUUGAUGAUCUUGUCAAGUUUCGUAGAACACAGUCUGAACUUGAAGCUGAUAUGUCUGCUAAGCUUGCUGAUGUUGAGAGGCAAUACAAUGAAUCCUCCAGCUCCUUAAAUUGGCACAAAGAAAGAAUGAGGGAACUAGAAAUUAAGCUAACAUCUUUACAGGAGGAUUUGUGCUCGUCGAAAGAGGUUGCUACAUCCAAUGAGGAGCGAUUUUCUGCUGAACUAUCAACUGCAAAUAAGCUUGUUGAGCUAUAUAAAGAAAGUUCUGAGGAAUGGUCCAAAAAGGCCGGGGAGCUUGAGGGAGUUAUAAAAGCUUUGGAGAUGCGCCUCAUUCAAGUUGAAAAUAAUUACAAAGAUAGGCUUGAGAAAGAAGUAUCUGCCAGGAAACAAUUUGAGAAGGAGACUGCAGAUUUAAAAGAGAAACUUGAGAAGUGCGAAUCUGAAAUUGAAGCUGCUAGGAAAGCGAAUGAGUUGAAUCUACUUCCACUUGGAAAUUUCACAACAGCAACAUGGAUAGAUUCAUUUGAUGCUAAUGACAUGGUUGAGGAUAAUCGUGCGCUUGUUCCUAAGAUUCCAGUCGGGGUUUCGGGAACAGCACUAGCUGCUUCUCUUCUCCGUGAUGGCUGGAGUCUGGCCAAAAUGUAUGCAAAGUACCAAGAGGCUGUUGAUGCUCUUCGACAUGAGCGAUUGGGAAGGAAGGAAUCUGAAUCAACAUUGCAACGGGUACUAUGUGAACUAGAAGAGAAAGCAGCAUUCAUUAUGGAUGAAAGAGCGGAAUAUGAGAAAAUGCGUGAGGCAUACUCUAUGAUUAACCAGAAAUUGCAGAAUUCUACAUCAGAACGCUCACAGCUAGAGAAAAUGAUACAGGAAUUAAAGGCUGAUUUGAGGAGGCAUGAACGAGAGAAUAGUCUGGCUCAGAAGGAGAUUGCUGACCUUCAAAAGCAGGUGACAGUUCUCCUUAAGGAAUGCCGUGACAUACAAUUACGUUGUGGACCUGUUGAGCAUGAUUUUUCUGGUGAUUGUACAAUUGUUGCUGCUGCUGAUAGAAGUGUGGAGCCUGAUGCUGACAGAGUUAUUUCAGAAUUGACGUUUAAGGAUAUAAAUGGAUUAGUUGAGCGGAAUGUCCAACUUAGGAGCCUUGUGCGUGAUCUUUCUGACCAGAUCGAGAGUAAGGAGAUGGAGUUCAAGGAAAAGCUGGAAAUGGAGCUCAAGAAACAAACUGAUGAAGCUGCUUCUAAAGUUGCGGUAGUGUUACAAAGAGCAGAAGAGCAGGGACACAUGAUUGAAUCACUGCAUGCCUCUGUUGCAAUGUACAAAAAGUUAUAUGAAGAGGAACAUAAGCUUCAUCUGUCUUAUUCCCCUGCAAUAGAAGCAGCCCCAGAUGCUGGAAAGAAGGACUUCUUGCUUCUUCUGGAAGGGUCCCAGCAGGAAGCUAGUAAGAAAGCGCAAGAAAAAGUUGCUCAACGGGUGAGAUGCCUUGAAGAGGAUCAAUCUAAGGCCAGGGGUGAGAUUAUAUCUUUACGAUCAGAGCGUGACAAGUUGGCUCUUGAAGCGAAUUUUGCUAGAGAAAAACUUGAAAGUGUCAUGAAAGAAGCUGAGCAUCAGAGGGAUGAAAUCAAUGGCGUUCUGGCAAGAAAUGUCGAAUUCUCGCAGUUGAUUGUUGACUACCAAAGGAAGCUACGUGAAAGUUCCGAAUCUUUAAACGCAGCUGAGGAGCAUUCUCGGAAGUUAAUUAUGGAGGUGUCUGUAUUGAAACAUGAAAAAGAGAUGUUAGCAAAUGCUGAAAAGAGAGCAUGUGAUGAAGUUUGUAGCUUGUCAGCGAGAGUUCAUCGUCUGCAGGCUAGUUUGGAUACUAUUCAGAGUGCAGAGGAAGUUCGUGAGGAAGCAAGAGCUUUGGAUAGAAGGAGACAAGAGGAGUAUGUAAUACAAAUAGAGAAAGAAUGGGCUGAAGCUAAGAAACAACUGCAAGAAGAGAGGGAUAAUGUUCGUACGCUAACGUCUGGCCGUGAGCAGACUCUGAAAGAUGCUAUGAAACAAGUUGAAGAAAUAGGAAAAGAACUGGCUAAUGCGUUGCAUGCUUGUGCAGCUGCUGAGGCAAGGGCUGCGAUUUCUGAGGCCAGACUCUCUGAUUUGGAGAAAAAGCUUAAAUCUUCUGAUGUUAAGAUUUUGGAGAUAGAUGGUGGUACUGUGCCAUCCUCUGUUUCAAGAAAUGAGGUUGUAGAACUGCCAAUGACAAGUGAAGAGAUAGAGACACUAAAGGAGGAAGCAAAGGCUAACAGGGAUCACAUGCUGCAGUAUAAGAACAUAGCACAAAUUAAUGAAGCUGCAUUGAAGCAAAUGGAACUCACACAUGAAAGUUUCAAGAAUGAGGCCGAAAAGUUAAAGAGAUCUUUAGAAGCUGAGCUUGGUUCACUUAGAGAAAGGGUUUCUGAACUUGAGAAUGAAUCUUCUUUGAAAUCAGAGGAAGUAGCUUUUGCGACUGCAGGAAAGCUAGAGGCUCUUUCAUCUGCAUCAGCAGAAAUUACAAGUUUAAAGGAGGAAACUGCAGUUAAAAGUUCUCAAAUUGUGGCAUUGGAGAUUCAAAUUUCUUCUAUGAAAGAGAACCUGGAGAAGGAGCAUGAAAAGUGGCGUGCAGCUCAAGCUAAUUAUGAAAGACAGGUUAUUCUACAAUCAGAAACCAUUCAGGAGCUGACCAGAACAUCACAAGCAUUGGCUUUACUGCAGGGGGAGGCAUCUGAGUUGCGUAAAUCGGCAGAUGCACAUAAAAGUGAAAAUGCUGAACUUAAGGCUAAGUGGGAGGUGGAGAAAUCAAUCCUUGAGGAAUCAAGAAAUAAAGCUGAGAAGAAAUAUGAUGAACUUAAUGAACAGAACAAAUUAUUGCACAGUAGGAUUGAGGCUUUGCACAUUCAGUUGGCUGAGAAAGAUCGUGGUUCUUCUGUAAUUUUGUCUCGAAGCGCUGUUCAAGAUCCACUUGGUGAUUCUGGUUUGCAGAAUGUGGUUAAUUACCUCCGACGGACGAAAGAAAUAGCAGAAACGGAGAUUUCUUUGUUGAAGCAGGAGAAGUUACGGUUGCAAUCACAAAUUGAGAAUGCUCUUAAGGCAGCAGAAACUGCCCAAGCCACACUUAAUGCUGAGCGUGCCAAUAUAAGAGCCGCAUUGAUGACAGAGGAAGAGAUCAAGUCUUUACAACAUCAGGUUAGGGAAAUGAAUUUACUCCGUGAAAGCAACAUGCAGCUUAGAGAAGAGAACAAGCACAAUUUUGAGGAAUGCCAGAAUUUACGCGAGGCAGCUCAAAAAAAUAGGAUUGAAUCUGAAACUCUAGAGAGCCAGCUGAUGAAGAGACAAAUUGAGCUUGAAGCUUCUAAAAAAGAAAUUGAAAUCUAUCGGACAGAGAGAGAUUGUUUGGAAAAGAGGGUCUCUGAGUUACUUGAGAGAUUUAAAAACAUUGAUGUGGAAGACUAUGAUCGCCUGAAAAAUGAUGCUCAACAUAAAGAGGAAAUAUUGAAAGAGAAGGAUGCUCAGAUAGAUGAAAUCAUGAACCUUCUUUCUAAGAAGCAGGACACAAUAUCAAAAUUGGAAUGUGAUCUUGCGACCAGCAAGUUGGAACUCAAUGAGAAGGAUAAAAAGUUAAAUGAUAUUUUGCUAUUAGAGGCUAAUCUAAAGUCGGACAUGGAGAAGCAGAGGAAGCUUGUCCUUCAGUAUAAGAGGAGAGCUGAGAGUUUAACAAAAGAAAAAGAGCAAAUAAGCAAAGAAAAUCAAGCCCUUUCGAAACUGUUGGAGGAAUUGAAACAAGGUAGAAGGUCCAUCAGUGAUACGACUGGUGAUCAAGUCAUGAAGGAAAAAGAGGAGAAAGACACUAGAAUACAGAGUCUGGAAAAAACGGUUGAGAGGACAAGAGAAGAGUUGAAGAAAGAAAAGGAUGAACAUCAGAAUGAGAAAGCAAAGCGUAUAAAAUGUGAACGGACUAUCAUGGAAGCUGUUAGGAAAACUGAAAAGGGAAAAGCAACCGUUUUAAGUGAGCUUGAGAAGUAUCAGCAGGCUUUGAAGCGCCUCUCAGAAGAACUAGACAAGCUCAAACAUGCUGAAGGCAAUCUUCCAGAGGGUACCUCUGUGGUUCAGCUUCUUUCUGGCACCAUCUCUGAUGAUCAUGCUUCUCCAUAUUUAUCUGCUGCAGAGGAUUUUGAAAGAGUAGCACUUUCAAUUCUGAAUGAGCUUGGAACUGGCUCUGGAGACGUUCCUUUGGUUGACCCUUCUGUAUCCACCUCUUCAGGUACAGUACCUCAUCAUGAUCCCAUUAUUGCAUCCUCAACUGCUCCUGCAACAAGCCACCAUCAACCAGCUAAAGCAUUAGAAGAGAGGAGAUCUAUUUUACCUAAAACCAAUAUUGAAACUCGUAAAACUGGGAGGAAGCUUGUCCGCCCACGUUUUGUCAAAGCCGAAGAGCCACAAGGUUAUGUGGAGAUGUCAGAAGCUACAUCUCUUGAUGGUGAUGCCCAAGGAACUCUUGCUCAACAAAAUCAACCAGUUCGCAAACGUCUAGCUUCAGCUGCUUCUGAGUUGUGCGAGGAUUUACCAGUUCCAGGGGAGACGAGUACUGACGUGGCUGUACCAGUUCUCAAGAAACCUAGAGGUUCAGAUUCCCCACCAGAGGCUGCUGAAGGUCAAGCUGCUGCUCUUUCAGAAAAUCUUGGUUGCACAGAAGUAACUGAAGAAGCGUAUGAUACCGUUGGUGAUGUAGCUCAAGGUUCGAAUGAGGAGGUUGUUGAUGUGGAGAAGGAAGAGGCUGAAACAAUGGAGGAGAAAUCUGAUGAACCAAAACAACCCCAAUUAGAUGGCAAAAAUGAGGUUGAAUUGCUGGAAAAUAAAAACAAUAUGUUAGAUGAGAUGUUGGAUAGGCCAAGUGGAACUGAGAUGGCGGUUGACGAUGAAUCAAAGAAUCUGGCUGAGCAAGAUAGCCAACAGCUCUUGCUUGAAACUGAGAGUGAGAGGGAAGAAGGAGAACUGGUCCCUGAGGUAGUAGCAGAAAUUGAAGGAGGUGCUGAUGUGCACAAUGGGAUGGGAUGCUCUGAAAUUGGGGACUGUCAGCAAGAGCUAGUUCCUUUGGCUUCACCUUCUAGGGUUGAUGAUGAAGCACUAUUUACUGCAGCAGUAGAAGGUGAUAACUCUCCUGACGUAAAUGAUGAGAAGAAUAAUGAAGGUGAUGUAGCUGAAGAGAUUGUUGCUGAAGGAUUUGAUAAGUUAAAUGACGGUAAUCACCAGACUGCAGUGGAGACGGAUCAGAUGCCUGAAGCUGCCACUGGGACUGCUGAGCCUACCUCAGUAAGUGUUCAACCAGACGCCGAGGUCACAAAGCCUGCUUCUACAAGUGUUACACCAGAGACCGAGGUCUCAAAGCCUGCUUCAACAAGUGUUCCGCCUGACACUGAGGUCUCAAAGCACAUUGGUUCAAGUUCUGCACCAGAAGCAGAAGAUGUAAAACAAACAUCUCCUGUAGGUGCAACCUCAACUUUGGUAAAUCUACAAGAGCGAGCGAGAGAGAGAGCCAUGCUAAGGCAGGCAGGAGUGCUUCCCUCCUCAAGUAGAGGUCGGGGAAGACCAGCAAUGCGCGGUCGUGUUGCCCGGGGACGCAGUGGGCGUGGGCGUGGACAAAAUUCCGAAAAACAGUGAGGAAGAUUUUUUGUGUUGGCAGGGAGAGGAUAAAAUGUUUACCUUCUUUUCCUUGAGAAAAAAAAAUCUUUCAAAACUAUCGGCAUAGACAUAGACAUUCAAAAUUAAUUCUCUAAUAGUUAAUUAUUGUUGAAGAUUAAAGUUUUUGACGGAAUAGCUUGUUUAGACUGACAUGAUAUUGGGUGCAGCAAGAGGAAUGAAUAUGAUAGUUUUUAGCCA
This is a messenger RNA of Theobroma cacao (cacao), 6717 nucleotides long. It is a transcript of the gene NUA, whose product is annotated as nuclear pore anchor. Lineage: Eukaryota; Viridiplantae; Streptophyta; Magnoliopsida; Malvales; Malvaceae. Gene Ontology annotation, molecular function: structural constituent of nuclear pore. The record is from RefSeq and is a predicted model, not a curated record. Gene Ontology annotation, biological process: protein import into nucleus; mRNA export from nucleus. Gene Ontology annotation, cellular component: nuclear pore.